Messenger RNA from Macadamia integrifolia, 459 nucleotides. RefSeq lists its product as uncharacterized. The coding region runs from base 1 to 459 and encodes 152 amino acids. NCBI's taxonomy places the organism in Eukaryota, Viridiplantae, Streptophyta, Magnoliopsida, Proteales, Proteaceae. The record is from RefSeq and is a predicted model, not a curated record. The transcript has a single exon.
AUGAGACAACAUAGAAAUAGCAUUCUAGAAAUUAAAGGAAGCAAUGGAGUUGUUGUGGAUGAUCCUAGUCUUAUAACGAAUGAGGCUGUUAAAUUUUAUAAGAACCUGUUUGGGGCUAAGCAAGAGGAUGUGGGAUUAUGUCCUAGUGAUAUCCUUUUGCGUGGUACCCUUUCCAUUGACCAGCAAGAGAUGUUAGAAAAAACUGAUUCUAGUGAAGAGAUCAUGAAGGUUGUGUUUGCUAUGAAGAGCACAAAGGCUCCUGAUGGGUUUGGUGCUAGUUUCUUCAAACACUCUUGGGAAAUUGUAGAAGAGGACCUUACAAUUGUUGUCAAGUGGCUUUUUAGAAAUGCUUUUAUGCCAUCAUCUAUUAAUGCUACUUUUCUCUACCUAAUCCCUAGGUCAAAUCAGAGGACAUCAUUUGCUAGGUUUAGGCCUUUUGCAUUGUGCAAUAUCUUUUAA